AUCUUCUUUUUCCGUUCCCUAUCAAUCAAACAAUAUGAGCUGCACUAAAAAUGCCCUCGGCCAAACGAGGGAGCGGCGUAGGGUAACUUGGGGGGUGGAAACUGCGGGAUCUGUAGGCCGACUAAAGAUUGGAAACCUUGUACUGAGGGGAGGGAAAAUAUGUCGGCGCUUUUGCUAAAGGAAAUUUCUGGAAAAUCAAGGACGAGAAAUAGAAGCAAGGCCCUGAUUCUUUUUUUAUCUUCUCCGGCUGAGGCGCGAGGGGAGGGAUAGGCAGCUGUCCUUAGCUUGAUUGAUAGACUCGAGUGGGCUGGUUUUUUAUUACUAUUAAAGGGACAGUGUGAUUUUUCAAAAUAAAAAAAUAUAUACAUUUAGCGGACCAGCUAACUGGAAACCAUGGUUUUACAGCUUUGUAUUUUAAAGUUGACUGGCAGGCUAGUGUUGUUUUCACUAGCAAGAUGUAGACUUCUAGCCUGUCAUGGUGUAGCUUAGCCAACUUUGUGCUUAUUGUAUAUUUGGUGGUAACGUUAGUGCGCGACGGAAGAGAAACAUGGCGGAUAUUUGCAGUUUGCUACUUUGCAUUUUAUUUUGGUCCCAGCGCAACGAAUUAAGUGGCCAGCUAACCAUUUGCUUAUGACCGUUAACUUAGAUGAGAUCCAAGCAAUCUGCUGAUCGAAAAAUAAUGUUGGGUGUCGUGUUUGCGUAGUAACAUUUAGAAAACUAGCGUGCUUAAAUAAAAACAAUGCGUUAGCUGAAAUUUCCCAUUCUGAACGGGUGUCCAGAUGCAGUUCGCGGUAUUUGCUUCGCUCCAUAGGUAUCAAUGUUGGGUAAAUUAGUUGACUAGCGUUGGCGAACUAGCGAUUCUGAAGGUUUCAUGGGCGUGUUUCCACAACAAGGCAUGAAGAAAUGGGUCAGAAACAACUAGUGUAUUUACAAAAAUAUAAGUUAGGUAGUGAACGGUGCACAUUUGUUAUAUGUGUUGCUUGCUAACAACCUCCUUCGACCACCCAAAUUUUUGUAAAGCUGCCCACUUCGCAGCAGUUUUAAGUUGGCUAACGUUAGAAGCUAGUUGGCUGAAAUAGGAGGCUAAUUUUAGGUACAUGAUAUGGGUUCGGAUAUUAGUUAUAGUUUAGUAUAUGUAGCCAACUAGACUGAAUGAAUCAUUCUGAUAAAAUCGGUGAGUCUACGUUAACUGGGACUGGCUUCAACGCAACGUUAAGUUACCCUAGCCGCCCAAAAUGCCUAACUACCCAUGGUUUUACCUAGCUAAUGUAAUUGUGAAGUUACGGAUCCAUUUCGAUUUGAUCACAGAACUAGCUGGAGUUAGCUUGUUACGUUACACACUACACUUGAAUGGCCGAUUUCCUUUCAAAAGUGUAAAAAGUAUAUUUACUACGCCUAGGCUCUAACUUGCAGAGCCGGAUGCUUUCACGUGUGCUUGCCGUUCUGCCUCCUCCACUGUGAUAUCGUAAUAAAUAUGACUCUUUCAUUGUGAAGUUGUGUAUUUGAGAGCCUGUCAUUAUAUUAAAUAAAUCAAUCGCUGAUAAACAUAUGUUAUUACUGGAUGGAGUGGUUUUAACAUUUCAUUACUUCUAAUAUUGUCCUUGAAUGCACUUUACAAAGGGAAUGCAAAUUUAGGAAUCUGAAAGUGUCCUAGUAAAAUGAAAACUUCCCCUUUUGCAGCUCACGUAUACAUGACAUUUUUGUAGACUUUCUGAUCAAGUUUCAACGUUCUUAGUAAUAUUGUGAUCGUUGUAAUUACUGCAUAUUUAUAUGUUAAUAAAUGGAUGAAGGAAUGUAGAUCCAUUAUAUAGUGGCAUCACAAUUUGCAUGUUUCGAGAUGCUUGUGCAUCACAUAGUCAUUGUAGCCUGCAGUAGGUUUUGGAUAAGAAUGGCAAGCGAGAAAGAGAGGGGGAGGCUGGGGGGGUCCUGAACAGCAGGCUGGUCAUUCUAGCCAGGUCUUCAGAUGGCAAAUUUUUCAAGAGACUGAUUUAGAACAUUAGUGCAGUGAUGCACACUCUAGCUAUGAGUUUCCUAAGUUCUUACACAGUUACGUGGCCACAACCUCCUUCCCCCUCCCACUCGUAGUCCAUCCUGUGUUACAUUCAAAACGGCAAUAAAUAAUCCUGUACUUGUAAACACUUCAGUGGAGAGCAGUAUUUAUUCAGACUUGCACAUUUGUCUGUGUGCGUCCACCUGCAUGUAAACAUGAAUGUGUGUGAAUGUGUGCAUGUGUCUGUGUGUAAAUGUCUCUUUACAGGAUUGCCGCUGUCUCCCAACUCUAUAAUGCUUCAGCACCCUCAGAAUUUGCAGUAACCAUGAUGGAAGCUCAGUCGGUGACCAUUGAGGAGUACCAGGAGGGAGAGCAGAUGCAAGUCGUGGAGCAGCAGACGGACAGCAAUCCAGACCUGAGGUUUCCGGAAGGGACUGCAGCGGGCGCCAGCAGCCCUCCUCCUCCUGAUUCGCGGACACCUAUGGAUGCCGACAAGGAGGUGAUCUACAGGCACCCCCUGUUCCCUCUCCUGGCGCUGCUCUUUGAGAAGUGUGAACAGUCCACACAGGGCUCGGACUGUGUCACCUCUGCCAGCUUCGACGUGGACAUCGAGAACUUUGUCCGCAGCCAGGAAAAAGAGGGCAAGGCCUUCUUCAGCGAUGACCCCGAAGUGGACAACCUGAUGGUGAAGGCCAUCCAGGUGCUGCGCAUCCACCUGCUGGAGCUGGAGAAGGUGAGCGACCUGUGCAAGGACUUCUGCAGCCGCUACAUCGCCUGCCUCAAGACCAAGAUGAACAGCGAGACCCUGCUCAGCGGAGAGCCUGGCAGCCCCUACUCACCUGUGCAGACACAGACUUCUUCCUCUUUCACAGGGACGUUCAGCCCCCAGGGGAUUGUGGUGCCAGCCUCAGCUCUGCAGCAAGGGAACGUCACCUUGACGACCGUUAACCCAACCCAGGUGGUGGCAGGUGGCACUGUGUACCAGCCUGUCACGGUUGUCACUCCACAGGGACAGGUAGUGACGCAGGCACUCUCUCCCGGGACGAUACGCAUCCAGAACACACAACUCCAGCUGCAGCUGAGCCAGGACCUGAGCUUCUUUAACCAUGACGACAGCUCGUCCAAGAACAAGCGCGGAGUCCUGCCCAAACAGGCCACCAACGUCAUGCGCUCCUGGCUGUUCCAGCACAUCGGGCACCCCUAUCCUACAGAGGAUGAGAAGAAACAGCUCGCUACCCAGACUAACCUCACCCUGCUACAAGUCAACAACUGGUUCAUUAACGCCCGGAGGCGGAUCCUGCAGCCCAUGCUGGAUGCCAGCUCUGCAGAGACGCCCAAAACCAAGAAGAAGACCCCACAGAACCGCCCUCUUCAGCGCUUCUGGCCCGACUCCAUCGCCUCGGGCGUGCCCCAGCAACAGGUCACCAUGGCCGACGGCACCAUGGUGACGGUGAGCAUGGACGGACUGCAGACGCUGUCGUCAGACGGCGCGACGCUGGCGGUGCAGCAGGUGAUGAUAGGAGGGCACAGCGAGGACGAGUCGGGGGACAGCGGGGAGGAGGACGACGGGGACCUGUCCGCCUCUAACAUGGCCGAGCUGGGCCUGGAUACCAGUGACUCACUGCAGUAGGACUGGAACCUGAGACGCACGGUCGGCACAUACAGUACGCACUGAAGCACAUGCGUGUACACAGUCUCACGCACACACACACACACACGUACUCAAUCGCUGGCUCACUCACCCACACAAUCCGUACACUGCAGACACACACAAAAAACACACACGCUUGCACGCGCGUG
Messenger RNA from Anguilla anguilla (European eel), 3790 nucleotides. RefSeq names its product pbx/knotted 1 homeobox 1.1 (gene pknox1.1). Lineage: Eukaryota; Metazoa; Chordata; Actinopteri; Anguilliformes; Anguillidae. Gene Ontology annotation, molecular function: RNA polymerase II cis-regulatory region sequence-specific DNA binding; DNA-binding transcription factor activity, RNA polymerase II-specific. The transcript has 10 exons. Gene Ontology annotation, biological process: angiogenesis; regulation of transcription by RNA polymerase II. The coding region runs from base 2244 to 3620 and encodes 458 amino acids. The record is from RefSeq and is a predicted model, not a curated record.